UAAAGGGGGGCUGAGAGAGAGAGCAGAAGCAGGAGCUAUAUAAAGGCGAAAGAUAAGAGAGAGAAAAUAGAGAGAGAGAGAGAGAGUCUCGAAACCCUAGAAAUCGAAGGUAGACUCCAUUUCUGAGCUUCGAAUCUCGUCGGAGCUCAAACCCUAGCGUUGAUCGGAAGCCAGAUCGAGGGUCUAGCUUCGUGUUGCUUCAGAUCCGGCUGUGGAUCGUUGAGACGAGCUCGAUCUCUGGUUCGAUGGGGAUUCGGUAGGGUUUUUCAUCGUUUUCCUUGAUCGUUUUCGUCGAUUUUGGGUGUUUGGAUUCAAUUUGGCCGGUGGUUUGGUGUAUUUAUUUAAUAUAUUUGAGGUUUAUUGGAGGUUCGGUUGUUGGGGGCUUAAUUAUUAUUUCCGAGAUAAGGAAAGGGUAAAAAAGGGAAAGUAGCGGGGAAGUAGAGGUUACGCUUGGAAGUGAGGAAGGAAGGUGGGUUUUGUCGUUUUUCUGUAGAGAAAAGAAACUGACUUUGCGCUGGAGCGUUUAGGGGUCGCGGGAACUAUGUCCUCUUUGAGUAGGGAACUCGUUUUCCUCAUACUCCAGUUUCUGGAUGAGGAGAAAUUCAAAGAGACUGUUCAUAAGUUGGAGCAGGAGUCGGGUUUUUACUUCAAUAUGAAGCAUUUUGAGGAUCAAGUUCAGGCAGGAGAAUGGGAUGAGGUCGAAAAGUAUCUCGGCGGGUUUACAAAGGUUGAGGACAAUAGAUACUCGAUGAAAAUCUUCUUUGAGAUCAGAAAGCAGAAGUACCUCGAAGCUCUGGAUAGCCAUGAUAGAGCAAAAGCCGUGGAAAUUCUUGUUAAGGAUCUUAAAGUCUUUGCUUCUUUCAAUGAAGAGCUUUUUAAGGAGAUUACCCAAUUGCUGACCCUGGAGAAUUUUAGGCAGAAUGAACAAUUGUCGAAGUAUGGGGAUACAAAGUCGGCUAGAAAUAUAAUGCUCUUGGAGCUUAAGAAGCUUAUUGAGGCUAACCCCUUGUUUCGCGACAAGCUUACAUUCCCAGGCUUCAAAGCUUCUAGACUACGGACCUUGAUCAACCAAAGUCUUAAUUGGCAGCAUCAGCUUUGCAAGAACCCUCGCCCCAACCCUGACAUUAAAACACUUUUUACGGAUCACACGUGUGCUCCUACUAACGGAGCAAGGCCGCCGCCACCAACCAAUGGUCCCCUUGUAGGGCCAAUUCCUAAGUCCGGGCCGUUUCCUCCUCUAGGUGCUCAUAGUCCAUUUCAGCCUGUUGUUUCUCCAUCAGCAAGUGCAAUUGCAGGUUGGAUGACAAGUGGCAAUCCAUCCAUGCCCCAUGCUGCUGUGGCUCAAGGGCCUCCGGGUCUUGUGCAGCCUCCUAAUACAGCUGCAUUUCUGAAGCACCCCAGAACCCCUACAAGUGCUACAGGUAUGGAUUAUCAAACAGCUGACUCUGAACACUUGAUGAAAAGAAUGCGAACUGGCCAAUCAGAUGAGGUGUCAUUCUCUGGCGCAUCACAUCCAUCCAAUGUUUAUUCCCAAGACGAUCUUCCCAAAAGUGUAGUACGAACACUUAAUCAGGGCUCUAAUGUCAUGAGCUUGGAUUUCCAUCCGCAACAUCAAACAUUUCUUUUAGUUGGAACAAAUGUUGGUGACAUUGGAAUAUGGGAAGUGGGAUCUCGAGAAAGGAUAGCACACAAGAACUUUAAGGUCUGGGAUGUCCAAAAUUGUUCAGUGCCUCUACAGGCGGCCUUGAUGAAAGAUGCAACAAUAUCUGUCAACCGCUGUUUAUGGAGCCCUGAUGGUUCUGUUAUUGGUGUUGCAUUUUCUAAACAUCUCAUACAGACAUAUGCUUAUAUUCCUAAUGGAGAGCUCAGACAACAGUUAGAGAUUGAUGCUCAUGUAGGUGGUGUCAAUGACAUUGCAUUUUCGCAUCCCAAUAAGAGCUUGUCUAUUAUCACAUGUGGUGAUGAUAAGACCAUUAAGGUGUGGGAUGCUACUACUGGACAAAAACAGUAUCUGUUUGAAGGCCAUGAAGCUCCUGUAUAUUCUGUUUGUCCUCACCAUAAAGAGAUGAUACAGUUUAUAUUCUCCACUGCUGUUGAUGGAAAGAUCAAAGCAUGGCUAUAUGAUUAUGCUGGGUCUAGAGUUGAUUAUGAUGCCCCUGGCCUCUGGUGCACAACAAUGUCAUACAGUGCUGAUGGCUCAAGGCUCUUUUCAUGUGGAACUAGUAAAGAUGGGGAUUCCCAUUUGGUUGAGUGGAAUGAAACAGAAGGAGCCAUUAAAAGGACAUAUUCUGGAUUCAGGAAACGGUCUCUUGGUGUCGUACAGUUUGACACAACCAGGAACCGUUUCUUAGCUGCUGGAGAUGAAUUCGUGAUUAAAUUCUGGGAUAUGGACAACACCAAUUUACUGACUACAACAGAUGCAGAGGGUGGUUUGACCGCAAGUCCUCGGCUGAGAUUUAAUAAAGAAGGGUCCUUGCUUGCUGUUACGACCAAUGACAAUGGAAUUAAGAUCUUAGCAAACGCUGAUGGACAACGCUUGCUAAGGAUGCUGGAGAGCAGGACUUUUGAAGGCUCUCGAGGCCCUCAGCAAAUUAGUUCCAAGUUGGACAUUUGUGUUUCUCCAUCAGCAAGUGCAAUUGCAGGUUGGAUGACAAGUGGCAAUCCAUCCAUGCCCCAUGCUGCUGUGGCUCAAGGGCCUCCGGGUCUUGUGCAGCCUCCUAAUACAGCUGCAUUUCUGAAGCACCCCAGAACCCCUACAAGUGCCACAGGUAUGGAUUAUCAAACAGCUGACUCUGAACACUUGAUGAAAAGAAUGCGAACUGGCCAAUCAGAUGAGGUGUCAUUCUCUGGCGCAUCACAUCAAUCCAAUGUUUAUUCCCAAGACGAUCUUCCCAAAAGUGUAGUACGAACACUUAAUCAGGGCUCUAAUGUCAUGAGCUUGGAUUUCCAUCCGCAACAUCAAACAUUUCUUUUAGUUGGAACAAAUGUUGGUGACAUUGGAAUAUGGGAAGUGGGAUCUCGAGAAAGGAUAGCACACAAGAACUUUAAGGUCUGGGAUGUCCAAAAUUGUUCAGUGCCUCUACAGGCGGCCUUGAUGAAAGAUGCAACAAUAUCUGUCAACCGCUGUUUAUGGAGCCCUGAUGGUUCUGUUAUUGGUGUUGCAUUUUCUAAACAUCUCAUACAGACAUAUGCUUAUAUUCCUAAUGGAGAGCUCAGACAACAGUUAGAGAUUGAUGCUCAUGUAGGUGGUGUCAAUGACAUUGCAUUUUCGCAUCCCAAUAAGAGCUUGUCUAUUAUCACAUGUGGUGAUGAUAAGACCAUUAAGGUGUGGGAUGCUACUACUGGACAAAAACAGUAUCUGUUUGAAGGCCAUGAAGCUCCUGUAUAUUCUGUUUGUCCUCACCAUAAAGAGAUGAUACAGUUUAUAUUCUCCACUGCUGUUGAUGGAAAGAUCAAAGCAUGGCUAUAUGAUUAUGCUGGGUCUAGAGUUGAUUAUGAUGCCCCUGGCCUCUGGUGCACAACAAUGUCAUACAGUGCUGAUGGCUCAAGGCUCUUUUCAUGUGGAACUAGUAAAGAUGGGGAUUCCCAUUUGGUUGAGUGGAAUGAAACAGAAGGAGCCAUUAAAAGGACAUAUUCUGGAUUCAGGAAACGGUCUCUUGGUGUCGUACAGUUUGACACAACCAGGAACCGUUUCUUAGCUGCUGGAGAUGAAUUCGUGAUUAAAUUCUGGGAUAUGGACAACACCAAUUUACUGACUACAACAGAUGCAGAGGGUGGUUUGACCGCAAGUCCUCGGCUGAGAUUUAAUAAAGAAGGGUCCUUGCUUGCUGUUACGACCAAUGACAAUGGAAUUAAGAUCUUAGCAAACGCUGAUGGACAACGCUUGCUAAGGAUGCUGGAGAGCAGGACUUUUGAAGGCUCUCGAGGCCCUCAGCAAAUUAGUUCCAAGAUUCAAGCAGUGAGUUCCAUGCACUAUUUUGCUUACUAUGAUGAAGAAGUUACUACUUGGAGUCUUAUCUGGAAAUUGGCAGACAUAGUAGACUCUGCUCAUCUUAAAGCCUUGCGGUUGCCCGACACGAUGACUGCACCAAAUAAGGUUGUUCGGUUGCUAUAUACAAACUCUGGGUUGGCUGUCCUGGCUCUUGCCUCAAAUGCUAUCCAUAAACUGUGGAAGUGGCAGCGUAGUGAAAGAAAUCCACUUGGCAAGUCUACUGCCACAGUCGUACCUCAGUUGUGGCAGCCAACAAAUGGUAUUCUUAUGACCAAUGAUACAAAUGACAGCAAUCCUGAAGAAGCAACUGCAUGCAUUGCUUUGUCAAAGAAUGAUUCAUAUGUCAUGUCUGCUUCUGGGGGGAAAGUUUCAUUGUUCAACAUGAUGACAUUUAAGGUUAUGACAACAUUCAUGCCACCCCCUCCAGCAGCGACCUUCUUGGCGUUUCACCCUCAAGAUAAUAAUAUAAUUGCCAUAGGGAUGGAAGAUUCCUCCAUUCAAAUAUAUAAUGUCAGAAUUGAUGAGGUUAAAACCAAGCUCAAAGGUCACCAGAAGAAAAUCACAGGGCUUGCAUUCUCCCAGUCAUUAAAUGUGCUUGUCUCCUCGGGGGCUGAUGCACAGCUUUGUGUCUGGAGUAUUGAUGGAUGGGAGAAGAGGAAGUCAAAAUUUAUUCAGUCACCUGCUGGUCGUGCAACCCCACUGGUUGGGGACACAAGAGUUCAGUUUCACAAUGAUCAGACACACAUCUUGGUUGUUCAUGAAAGCCAGAUCUCCAUCUACGACAGCAAGCUAGAUUGCUCAAGGACGUGGUCUCCUCGAGAUUCUCUUUCUGCACCAAUUUCAAGUGCAAUAUAUUCAUGUGAUGGAAUGUUAGUGUACGCUGGAUUCUGUGAUGGUGCAGUCGGAGUUUUUGAUGCUGAUAGCCUAAGACUUCGCUGCCGAAUUGCACCCUCUGCCUAUAUUUCACCCCCUACUUCCAGUGGUGGAGCUGUGUAUCCCAUGGUGAUUGCUGCACAUCCUUCAGAGUCGAACCAGGUAGCACUGGGGAUGAGCGACGGCACAGUCUACGUGGUCGAGCCAUCUGAUGCGGAGCUGAAAUGGGGAGCCCCGCCGCCUCAGGAGAAUGGAGGAGGAGCUCUCCCCUCCAUCUCCUCCAAUCCUUCAGUUAGCAGCCAGGCCUCUGAACCCCCGACGAGGUGACAAAAAUCCUGUAGGGCUUUUAGAAACGCGUAGGAGAUAGGUCCACGGUUUGUAACAGGAGAAAAGCUAAUGAGAGUUAUUUUGCUCAGAUUUCAGUAAGCUAUAUUCCGGCUGCAUCUGGGGAUCACCUUUUUCUUAUCCCCAAUCUGACCUGCUGGGUUGUUCAUGGCUACUACAACUAUUAUGCUUCCCUUCAGUUGUAAAGCUUAUCAUAGUGUUUGUCCAGAUUUGUUUAUUUAAGAGAAGCGGUGGCAAGAUUUUUUGUGGCGUGUGAUAUAUUUAUCUCUGGAAUUUGUUUU
Molecule: messenger RNA, 5490 nt
Organism: Asparagus officinalis (garden asparagus)
Lineage: Eukaryota; Viridiplantae; Streptophyta; Magnoliopsida; Asparagales; Asparagaceae
Product: protein TPR2-like
Exons: 36
Coding region: 542-5191 (1549 amino acids)
Biological process (GO): regulation of DNA-templated transcription
Molecular function (GO): protein binding
Source: RefSeq, a predicted model, not a curated record